This is a messenger RNA of Schistocerca nitens (vagrant locust), 1231 nucleotides long. Its product is annotated as ankyrin-1-like. NCBI's taxonomy places the organism in Eukaryota, Metazoa, Arthropoda, Insecta, Orthoptera, Acrididae. The record is from RefSeq and is a predicted model, not a curated record. The coding region runs from base 92 to 1144 and encodes 350 amino acids. Gene Ontology annotation, molecular function: protein binding. The transcript has 3 exons.
AUAUGGACGAAACUUCAUAGACAGUAUACUACGCAUCCAGUGGCAUAUUUAUCUGUGUGUGUAUCCUGUGUUGCCCUGUGAAUCAUCGGGAAUGGAGUCCACUCAGGAAUUUAAGGAGACCACAGCUGUGAACCUGGGCGCCCUCCUAGACGCGGGGGACGGAGCCGUGGUGAUUCUGGCGGCGGGCGACACCCGUCUCGUGGUGCACAGGGCCGUACUGGCCGAUAGGAGUCCCGUGUUCGCCGCGAUGUUCCGGCACGAGACGCUGGAGGCCAGCAGCGGCCUGGUCACGAUUCCAGACGUGGAGGGCGCGGUGCUGCGCCAGCUGGUCGCCUACCUCUACACCCUCCAGGCCCCUCAGCUGCCCGGCAUGGCCGCCCAGCUGCUGGUAGCCGCAGAAAAGUACGGCUUGCUGGUGCUGAAGGCUCACUGCGAGCGCCAGGUGGCCGCGCAGCUGUCAGUCGAGAAUGUGGCGACCACAGCCGUUCUCGCAGUCAGGCACUCCGGGGCCAGCCUCACAAAGGCCGCCGUAAACUUCAUGAAGGCCCACCUGGUUCCAGUGAUGGCGACGCAGGGCUGGGCUGACGCAGUCCGCUCCCAGCCAGAAGACGUGGUCCAUGUCAGUCGGCUGCUCUCAGAGCUACCAGCAGAAACCAGGAGCCUUUGUACAAAAGAGAAGGACAGGAGACUAAUCAAGGCAGCUAAGCAGGGGACCGUGGAUGAUGUGCGGACGCUGCUCGCAGCAGGGGCGGAUGUGGGGGCGAGAGAAGAGUACGGCACCAGGAGAACCGCCCUGCAUUAUGCAGCAGCAGAGGGACACGUCGAGGCUGCGAGGUGUUUGGUAGAGGCUGGCGCAGAAAUGGGUGCCAGGACGUCCCGUGGGAACACGCCUCUGCACAGGGCUGCCUGGAACGGCCACGCAGCAGUGGUGCGGCUGCUGACGGCGUCUUCCGCCGACCCCAACGCCUGGAGUGAGGGCGGGUGGACGCCACUGCACGAUGCGGCGUUCAAUGGCCACGCGCAGGCGGCGACUGCACUGCUGCAGGCAGGGGCCGACCGGAGAGCCAGAAAUAAUGAAGGCAAGACGGCACUCGACCUCGCCUGGGAGAAGAACCAUCAGCAGCUGAUAGAAAUUCUAAGAUGAAGCCAGCAGUCCGAAAAAUAAGUCUGAAAAGAACAUUUUUGGUUAUUUUUUAGUUGAAGAAUACAAUAAACGUUAAUUAUGCAGUUA